Molecule: messenger RNA, 1212 nt
Organism: Exophiala aquamarina CBS 119918
Lineage: Eukaryota; Fungi; Ascomycota; Eurotiomycetes; Chaetothyriales; Herpotrichiellaceae
Exons: 3
Coding region: 1-1212 (403 amino acids)
Biological process (GO): transmembrane transport
Cellular component (GO): membrane
Molecular function (GO): transmembrane transporter activity
Source: RefSeq, a predicted model, not a curated record
AUGCUUAUCGAGCUCCCCGCCGCGAUGUCCCUGAGAUAUUUCCAGCCUCGAUAUGUCUUUAGCCUAGCACUUGUUGCGUUUGGGACAUUUGCUGCAAUUAUCCCGCCAGCAAGGAGUUAUGGAGCCAUCAUGGCACUGAGAGUCCUUAUUGGACUCGGGGAAGCAUUCACAACAAAUGCAUUCAUCUUCGCGAGUUUGUGGUACAAGCCAGAGGAAUUGGCAACCAGAGUCGGUGCAAUCUAUGGAAUGACACCUAUUGCGGGCGCGAUUAGUGGCAUUAUCGCUUACGGAGUGGGUAGGAAUCUUGAGGGCAGCAGUGGGCUGAAAUCAUGGGAAUGGUUGUUCGUGAUUGAAGGGGUCGCGACCUGUGGAUUCGCUUUUGUUGUGCUCAUCUUCCUGCCAGGGCUUCCAGAGGAGACCGCAGCUAAGGGCUCGUACCUUUUUCGAAGUCACGAAGACCGUCAGGCCCUACUCAGACGCUUCGGAAAGUCACAAAAUUCGAAGGGUGCAAAGUUGCGACCUCACCAGAUCUGGAUCGCUUUCAAAGACCCCAAACUUUACACGGGAUCACUCAUGGUGGGAACUGCGGGCGUUGGAAUUGGAGCCUUCUCCGUGUUCCUGCCAACAUUUAUCAAGGAGUUCGGGUUCCCGCGCCUAGAAACUCAGCUUUACUCAAUGAUCCCGUAUGCCUUUGGCUUGGUGGGCCUUCUAUUCUUCUCGUGGCUUUCCGAUCACCUUCGCCAGCGGGCAUUGGUAGCUAUUCUCUGCCUAUGCAUUACUGCAACCGGAUUUGUCAUUCUGUUAGCCACGACAAAUAAGGUGGCCCUGGUUGCUGGAGCAUGCUUCGUAGCAGGCGGUGCGUAUCCAGGCCUGGUUGUCACCAUUUCCUGGCUGAUGACAUUUCACGGUGGUUACACGAAGCGAGCGACCGCAUCUUGGGUCGUCCAGAUCGUUAUUCAAGGUUACAGCAUAAUGGCUUCACAGAUAUACCGCGACCCUCCACGAUACUUUCUUGGGCAUGGAAUAGCUCUGGCAGUGUACACAAUUGGCAUUGCCAGCGCCAUAGCAUCAUGGUGGAUUUGUUCCCGAGCAAACAAGGCAAAAGAGCAGAGACAGGCAGAGUUUGCCGCUAGAGGGGAAGUCGACCCUGACAUGGACGAGGAUUAUGAAAGGCUUUGCGACUACCACCCUGGUUAUCAUUAUUCCACCUAG